This is a messenger RNA of Penicillium diatomitis, 1548 nucleotides long. RefSeq names its product SAM complex subunit SAM50 (gene sam50). Gene Ontology annotation, cellular component: SAM complex; outer membrane. Lineage: Eukaryota; Fungi; Ascomycota; Eurotiomycetes; Eurotiales; Aspergillaceae. The record is from RefSeq and is a predicted model, not a curated record. Gene Ontology annotation, biological process: protein insertion into mitochondrial outer membrane. The transcript has 4 exons. The coding region runs from base 1 to 1548 and encodes 515 amino acids.
AUGUCGUCGACUCUCUCUGCGGCCGACGAAGACCAGAUCUUCGAACGUCUGCAGCAGCGCAAGGACCCGAAGGUGCUGGAAGAGCAGCAGCAAGCGAUCAAUGAGCGGACGCAAGCCAUACUUCAAAAGGCCCAGGCUCGCCUUGGAGAGCUGCUGGACCAAAACUCGACCCUGCCAUGCGCUGUAUCAUCCGUUCAGGUGCUGAAUGCGCCUCACACCCGCCGAGGCUUCCUUGAGAAGAUCGUGAGCCCUCUGCUCAGCGAGAACAAGGACAAGCCCUAUACUCUUUCCGAGGCACUGCGGGAGAUUUCGCAGACUGCUGACAAGCUGAGCCGAUUUGACCUGUUCCAACAACCGAUUGCCAUUCACCUCGACGAGUCUCGCACCGACCUCAGUGGACUACGAACCAUCGAUGUGCUUCUGGCUACGAAAGAAAAGUCGCGGGUACUGUUGAAGACGGGCACUGAUCUCGGAAAUGCCGAAGGCUCAGCCUACGGUAACUUGCUGUGGCGGAAUGUGUUUGGCGGCGCCGAGACGUUGAACUUGAAUGCUUCGUUGGGUACACGCACUCGAUCCGCCUAUCAAGCUGCGUUUGAGACCCCAAUCCUGUGCGACCCAGACUUCCGCCUUGAGGUUGGAGCUAUCGCGAGUGCCACGCAAAAAUCCUGGUCUAGCCACGAGGAGGUUCUGAAGGGUGGAUGGAGCAAGCUUCGGUGGCUGUCAAGGAGUGGCCAUCGUCACGAAUUAGGCUACAAUGGAUUCUGGAGACAAGUCACCGGCCUGGCAGAGAACGCCUCUCCCGUCGUGCGAGCCGAUGCUGGCGACAGUGUCAAAAGCAGCAUCUUCCACAGUUGGGUCAACGACCAGCGCGACCACCCCAUGUUGCCUUCUCGUGGAUACUACGCCAAGGUGUUCAAUGAGGUUGCCGGCUGGGGUCCCUUGAAGGGCGAUGUUUCCUUCUGGAAAUCCGAAGUGGAGACGCAAGGUGCCCUGCCUAUUCCUAUCCCCGGUGUUCAGGGUGAUAGCGGAGUUAGCCUGACCACGAGCUUCCGUGCCGGUCUCCUUGUUCCCUUGGGCCUGGGAUCUGAUUCACGUCCUCAACUUUCGCGCAUCAACGAUCGUUUCUUCCUCGGUGGUCCCACCGAUGUCCGUGGCUUCCGACUAUGUGGCUUGGGUCCCCGCGAGGGCGUGGAUGCUUUGGGCGGGGAUGUCUAUGCCGCCGCCAGCACCAACUUACUCUUCCCUCUUCCUCGCGUCGGUGCUGAUAAGCCCCUGCGCAUGCAGCUCUUCGUGAACGGUGGCCGUCUUUUGCCUCUACGCACAUCACAAAAGGCUUCUCCUACUACCAGCGGUGAGGUGCAGGAUGCCGUUAUGACGACCGUGUCCGAUCUUCAGACUGGACUGCCCAGCAUUGCUGCCGGCGUGGGUAUCGUCUACGCUCACCCUGUCGCUCGCUUCGAGCUGAACUUUUCUCUUCCGUUGGUGUUGCGCAAGGGUGAGGAGGGCCGCAAGGGCUUGCAAUUGGGAAUUGGCAUCAACUUUUUGUAA